This is a messenger RNA of Panicum virgatum (switchgrass), 728 nucleotides long. RefSeq lists its product as uncharacterized. Lineage: Eukaryota; Viridiplantae; Streptophyta; Magnoliopsida; Poales; Poaceae. The transcript is spliced from 2 exons. Bases 63 to 428 code for a protein of 121 amino acids. The record is from RefSeq and is a predicted model, not a curated record.
CGGUGCAGAGAGUUAGCUGCAGUUCGUGGUCUUGGUCUGUUGGUCGUCCUUGCAGCACAGCCAUGGCGAGCUCCAAGAAACCCUCCCUCUUCAUCUCCCUGCUCCUCCUCUUGCUCGUUGUUUCAGUUGUCCAUGGAGCUCAGCCUGCAGAUGCUGGGGACACAACAGCAGCAGCAGCAGGCGGCGCCGAGCGGGUCACGGUGAGGAGCUCAGCAGGCCAUGGGCACGGGUACAGCAGCCACAGCGGCGGGCACACGAGCGGCGGCACGCCGGAGCAGGGCGGCGCGGGGGCCGUAGACCCCCGGAACCUCAACGCCAGGAGCCACCACCGCAGCGCCGCGGCGAGCAGGGCCGGCCUUGGGCACUCUUCUUCUCCGGUGGCUUGGGGGCUUGUCGGAGCGAUCCUUGCCGUGGCUCUUCUGCCAUGAAACGUUGGACGCGCAAAUGCAAUGUAUCGUGUCUGGAGGGAGGGACAGAAUGUGCGUGCGAGUGUGAAGUAAUAGUACUGGCCCCUAGAGUGAAGUUUCAAAUUUUUGGCUUUUCACGUACAAAAGCUUGAUGAGGGGCUUGUUUGUGAUGUGGUAUGGUAAAUUUUGGGUUGCCAUGUCAUGUCAUUAGACUCAUUACAAGGUUUUAAAUUUGGUUGAAAGUGUGUUUUAUUUCGCAUUCGUAUCGUGACAUAUUAUCUAAUUUUAAUGUUUCGCAAAAAAGAAUCUAAUUAUGACGAA